This is a messenger RNA of Glycine soja, 2210 nucleotides long. RefSeq names its product FRIGIDA-like protein 3. The transcript has 4 exons. Lineage: Eukaryota; Viridiplantae; Streptophyta; Magnoliopsida; Fabales; Fabaceae. The record is from RefSeq and is a predicted model, not a curated record. The coding region runs from base 278 to 1939 and encodes 553 amino acids.
GGAUAAAAUAUUCCACUAUAGAAUCCCAUUUGUUUCCCUAUCCGUGCUUUCCUUCAUCUUCUUGGCCUGUUUCUUUUAUCCCUCUUCUCCAACAAGUACCGCACAGGGUAAGUAUUUUAAUCUCUGAUUGGAACCGUGCCUAAUCUCCUCAACUUCCAACCUUCGACCUAGGACACUCCGAAAUUUCAAAUUGGGGUUUAAACAAAAGCUUCGGCAAAACUCUGCUGGGUUGGCAUUAAGAGCUUCUCGCGUCAGAAAUAACUAAGGCUGUGUGAAUAUGGGUGUCGAGGAGCAAGGCGAGGAAAUUAAUGUACAGUCUAUGAUAGAGCAGCUCUCUCAGGCAUUUCUUGAAUUGGAAGCUCAGAAGGGGGAGACUGAGAAUAAGAUUCAGUGGGUUGAAAUUAAGCAACAUUUCCAUGACCUUGAGACGGAGUUGAAUAAGAAACUUGAAGAGCUGGAAGCUAAGGAGAGGGAGUACGAAGCGAAACAAGUAGAAGUGGAUACACUACUCGCAGAAAGGAAGACUGUGAUUGCUUCUAAAGAGCAAGACCUCUUAGAUCGGUUGCAGGAGCUUAAAGAUGCUGCUGUAGCUUCCAUUGUAGAGGCUCAUGCAAAUCACCGGAAUGCCACUCUGGAGUCUGUGUAUGAUGGGGAGAACAAAGAUAACAAGGUAAGCAACUCUCUUGGCGAUACAAAUUCCUCAGAGGACGAUUUUCCUCAUAAGUCAGAUGAAAAGUCUAAAGGUGUGGCUGUUGAGGGUAGGCCACGUCCAGAGCUGACACAAUUUUGUGAGCAAAUGGAUGCAAAAGGUCUUCUGAAUUAUAUUGUGGAGAAUAAAAAAAAAAAAUCUGUUAAUCGUGAAGAAAUUUCUGUUGCAUUACAAAGUGCAACUGAUCCAGCAUGUUUGGUGCUGGAUUUACUGGAGGGGUUUUACCCCACCAAUGAAACUUCCCAACUAAAAGAUAAAUCUGGUGCUUCCCUACAGGGCAUGCGCAAAUCCUGUAUUAUAAUUUUGGAAGCCAUGGCCACCUUAUUGGCAAGGGCUGAUCCAGGUGCAGAUCACCUUCUGAACCCUCAAACCAAGCAGCAUGCCAAAGCAAUUGCUGAUGAGUGGAGGCCCAACUUAGCUAGAGCAGAUACUGAUGCUGCCAAUGGAAAUUCAUUGGAAGCAAAGGCAUUCUUCCAGCUUAUUUCAACUUUUAAGAUUGCUUCAGAGUUUGAUGAAGAAGAACUCUGCAAGCUUGUACUUGCAGUUGCUCAGCUUAGGCAGGCACCUGAGCUCUGCUGCUCUAUUGGGUUAAUUCACAAAAUGCCAGCUGUUGUAGAAUCAUUAAUCAAUACUGGGAAACAAAUAGCAGCUGUACAUUUUAUUCAUGCCUUCCAGCUCCAAGAAAGCUUCCCCCCAGUGCCCCUUCUGAAGGCAUACCUCAAGAAUCGAAGGAGAAAUUCACAAGUUAAGACUGGAAAUGUGCGUGACAUCACUAGUGCAAAGAAUGAUGCCAAUGCACAAGAGCUUGCAGCACUGAGAGCUGUAAUUAAGUGUAUUGAAGAAUACAAGCUUGAAUCUGACUACCCUCCUGAUACACUUCGGAAAAGGGUUCUUCAACUAGAGAAAUCAAAGGGAGAUAGAAAGAGAAGUGGAGAAUUUAUUAAACGCCCUCAAUCAAAGAGGCCAAGGCCGAAUGAGAGACGUUUUUCACUCCAUUCAUCUGGUGGUAGCGUUGCUUCAACUGUUGUUUUGGGUAGGCAGGUUCCCCCUGUUAGGGCACCAUAUGCAGCAAAUCCUGAUAGGUAUCCCCAUGAUGGCACAAUCACAUAUGAUUAUCAAGUUCCUGGUCAAUCUAUAUACACUGCAGCAUCUAAUGCUCCUCCUUCUAACUAUGGUCGUUAUAUGGGUACUAGUACUAGUUUGCAAUCCUCACACCAACCAUACUUGUGAGUUUUUUUUCCAUCCAAUCAUUAGUGGAAAGACUACAGACUUGAGAAGGAUCAACUCAUUAGUAUAUGCUUGGUUUUCCAUUGAGAAUUUUAGAUAGAACCUCGUGUAUGUUUGUCAGAAAGCUACUAGUUACUUUUUGUUCGCAUGCUCAGGAAUUUGUGUUAAUGGAAAAUCAAACUGUUUUUGUUUUUGUAUGAGCUUCUUAUGAUGCCAAAGGGCAGAUGUACUCUUACAUUUUCAUCCAAUGGUAACUUGUGUUAAAUCAAGUGCA